Messenger RNA from Fonsecaea erecta, 1968 nucleotides. RefSeq lists its product as hypothetical. Bases 1 to 1968 code for a protein of 655 amino acids. The record is from RefSeq and is a predicted model, not a curated record. Gene Ontology annotation, cellular component: membrane. Gene Ontology annotation, biological process: transmembrane transport. The transcript is spliced from 9 exons. Gene Ontology annotation, molecular function: myo-inositol:proton symporter activity. Lineage: Eukaryota; Fungi; Ascomycota; Eurotiomycetes; Chaetothyriales; Herpotrichiellaceae.
AUGGCAUCCGAAGAUCCUCAGAUCACGCACGAUGCUGCGAACGGUGGCGACGACGAAAAGUACGUCGGUGAAAAGCACGAGACAGCCUAUAUCGACUUGGAGAACAGCGCAACAGCAAAGAUCAAAAACCCUUUGGCUCACCUCUCGAACGAGGAAGUCAUCAAGGAUGUCGAAGAGUUCUCUAGAAACAAUGACUUCGCAGACAUGACGGACCUGCUCGUGAGAGGCGCUCUCGUCGCCAAGGAUCCUCCAGCAUUUGAGAGCGUUCCAGGCCUGACGGAGCCUGAGAAAGAAGCCAUCCGCAAUGAGGUCUUGCAUAAGUGGCGCCAGCCAAAGUCUCUCUACUUCACGAUCAUCCUUUGUUCGAUCGGCGCAGCUGUUCAGGGCUGGGAUCAAACCGGCUCCAACGGCGCCAACCUCUCCUUCCCUGAAGCUUUGGGCAUUCCCGUCAGCGACCUGUUGGCGAAUGGACAACCAAACCCGAACGCCGCUCGCAAUCAAUGGUAUCAAGGCCUGAUCAAUGCCGGGCCAUACAUUGCCUCAGCAUUCCUUGGUUGUUGGUGCUCCGAUCCGCUCAACAACUUCUUUGGCCGAAGGGGAACCAUCUUUGUAUCUGCUGUCUUCUGCUUCUUGAGCCCGAUUGGUUCCGCUGUCGCACAAACAUGGGAUCAACUUCUUGUCACCCGACUCUUACUAGGCAUUGGUAUGGGCUGCAAAGGCUCAACAGUCCCGAUUUUCAGCGCAGAAAAUGCGCCUGCAUCAGUCCGAGGUGGCCUGGUCAUGAGUUGGCAGAUGUGGACCGCGUUCGGUAUUUUCUUGGGCACUUGCGCCAAUCUUGCCGUCAAGGACACUGGAUCUAUAUCAUGGCGCCUGCAGUUUGGCUCUGCCCUGCUCCCUGCCUUGCCUCUUCUUAUAGGAGUUUACUUCUGCCCAGAAUCUCCUCGUUGGUACAUCAAGAAGGGCAAGUAUCGCAAUGCCUUCAGAUCACUCAAGCGCCUCCGGAACACCGAACUUCAAGCCGCCCGUGAUCUGUACUACAUCUAUGCUCAACUCCGCAUGGAAGCCAGCCUGGUCAAGAAGAAAACCAACUACGUGACACGCUUCAUACAGCUGUUCACCAUUCCACGAGUUCGUCGUGCCACGCUGGCAUCUUUCACUGUCAUGAUUGCACAACAGAUGUGCGGGAUCAACAUCAUCGCCUUUUACAGCUCCACCGUAUUCUCGGAGGCCGGUGCUUCCGUCACAGACUCACUUCUGGCCUCCUGGGGUUUUGGAUUGGUGAACUUUGUAUUCGCUUGGCCUGCCAUCUGGACCAUUGACACGUUUGGUCGCCGGUCACUUCUGCUGUUCACUUUCCCUCAGAUGGCUUGGACAUUGCUUGCUGCUGGCCUUUGCUAUUUGAUUCCCGAUUCAAGCUCGGCACAUCUGGGUCUGGUCGCCCUCUUCAUUUACUUGUUUGCGGCAUUCUACUCGCCAGGCGAAGGUCCUGUGCCGUUCACAUACUCCGCCGAGGUUUUCCCUCUUUCCCACCGUGAGGUUGGUAUGGCCUGGGCCGUGGCAACCUGCUUGUUUUGGGCUGCUGUGCUCUCAAUCACUUUCCCGAGAAUGCUUUCAGCCAUGACUCCAACGGGUGCAUUCGGAUUCUAUGCAGGCCUCAACAUCUGUGCGCUUGUCAUGAUUUUCCUCUUCCUGCCAGAAACCAAGCAAAGGACCUUGGAGGAGCUGGAUUAUAUCUUUGCUAUUCCCACCCGAACAUUCAUCAAGCAUCAAGUAGGCACCGUUUUGCCAUGGUGGAUCAAGACCACUAUCUUCCGCCGCAAGAUCGGCCCGUGCCCUUCACUUUGGUCGUUUGAUGGUCAUGUUGACAAUGACAGAGAGUUUGUGGAAACUAUCCGCAGGCAAAGUGAGGCUGUUCACGGCGGUCGCCGCCGCAGCAGCAUUGCGGACAGGAUUGCCAACAGAUUUUAG